GCGACCCAACCAAAACUCAAACGAAAUCAAUGUGCAAAUAAACACGAAUAUUCACUCCGCCGUUUUAUCUAGAGUAGAUUGCGAUUGAUUCUGCAGACUCGUGGUUGUGGUGGUGCGUGAUAGUAAGCCGUGACGCACGUCAGGGAUCAACAUUCCCAUGGAUCGAUAAAUUGUGCGAGUCGAACCGGCGAAACUAUGGCUCUCAACAGCGACGGCUGGGUCAGGAGAUUCCUGGUCACUGACCCGCAAAGGCACCGCCGGGGAUUCACAGUCUACAAAGUCACGUCGAUCGUUUACCCUGUAUCGUCGCCAGAAGCAGUUACGAAAAUGGUCGUCUGGAAGCGCUACAACGAUUUCAAGAAACUGCACAGAGAACUGCAGAGCAGACAUGAGAAGUUGUAUUUGAAAGGAGCCUUUCCUCCUUUUUGUAAACCUAGUGUUUUUGGCCGCUUCGAGGAGGAGGUGGUUGAGGAGCGGCGGAUGUGCGCAUUGAAACUUUUGGAGUUUGCUGCCGAGCAUGUUGCUCUCUUCACCAGCCAAGUUUUCGUGAAGUUUUUUGAGUCUGGCUACACUAUGACACACACUCACCAGCAGAAGGACGACCGUAGAGAUAUUGAGUUUUUGGACGAUUCUGAAAACUCUGAAGACCCAAUUUUACCUGAAUCUCUUUUGAAGCCAAUUAGCAACAUCCCUAGAAUGCCGUCUGUGGACUCCUCAGAAAUGCUAAGAACUGAGACUGUUUGGACCAUAAAUCCGUCAAGGAGCGACGACACAGUCAGUUUGGGUAGCUCUUUCAGCUCGGAUGAUGGCGGGAGAACGUCUGACACUGAAUCGCCGAGUACGGUCAGCUCUCCAGGAAAGAGUGAAAGUUCCAAGGAUCUCUUAUCUUUCUUUGAUCCUUUGAGGCAAGCCGUAGCUUCCAAAUUCUCCGCAAAAAACGAGAACAAUCAGCAGCUUUUGUCAACAAUGCAAGACACACAAGUAUCAGCUUCAGUCGACGAUGGAACUUGCCACGGGGCAGGAUAUAUUUUUGAAGCAGCCUGCCAAGUCAGUCAAGCUCAACAGCAUGAGGCAAACGGCCACUUUGAAGGCGCUUUUGAGUCUUACAAAUUGGGAAUUGGGAUUCUCUUGAAUGGAGUGCAAGCGGACUCUGACACUGUCCGGCGUCAGGUGGUUAGGGAGAAAACCGCCAAGUAUUUGGUGAAAGCUGAGAAAAUCUACAACUGUCAUUUAUUAAACAAAGAAGACCGAGCAAAACGAAUAGCUAAAGCGGUUGAAAAAUUGCUGUGCCCGAUCAUUGAAUUGCGAAGCUUCAAAGUCCUCGGUGUUAUCGGAAAAUGCAUGCUUGUGCAAGACACAUCUCUUUCAAGUGAAGAAACUUUUGUUAUAAAGACAUUCUGGAAAUCUCCUUGCGCUUUGGCCAAAUCUGUAACAACUAUCAUUCCCCAGGAGGUGCCAUAUUUUGUGCAGUGCCUAAAAUAUUUUGAGACUGAUUCAACUAUUUUCACAGUUCUGGAAUUUAUCAGCCACGGAAAAUUGUGGGACCAGCUUGGCAACUCGAACAUGAGUUCAAAUUAUCACGUGUUUUUAAAAGCAAACCUAUCGGCUCAACAAAACUCUUCCAAUACUCACGAACCCCAACAAAAUCCUCUGUCUCCUCUUUCACCGGACAACAGCGAGGGCCUACCCCCCAUGGCCCAAGACCUCACCGAACUGGAUGAUGAAAACUGCAACACAAUGGAAGCCACUGGCGGCUCUGAGCAGCGACCUGGCCGCGUCAUCAAGCUGCCCUGGAUGGAGAUGGACACUUCAGAACUUGUGCAGAAUGCGCAGAAGCUGCUCCAGUCAGUCAGCAUCACGCUCCAGAAAGGCGACAAAGUUGAAAGCACCGCCCGUUCAGAGAAGCCUACCACGGUCCAGUACUUCCCCAAGAAGGAGAACUCCAUCGAGCAGAAAAAGGAGCUAGAAGAGAGGUCCAGGGAAAGGCUGCGUCGAUCCUCCAGCCGCAGCAGAUCCACCACAGCUCAUUUGCCCAAGAGCGGAAGGGUCAUCGAGCGACGUUACAGCUAUGACGAUUUGCUGGAUGGACGAAGCAGCCUUGAUGCCAGCGGCAGACGCAGUUCAAAGCCUUUAGAUAUUUCUAUAAAGCAGCGCCUCCCUGAAGACUGUGUGCGGGUGCUGGCAGCGCAGACCAUCAUUGCACUCGAAGCUCUGCACAGCCAGGGAAUUUUUUAUGGUGACCUCAAUCCUGAAAACGUCCUUUUGGACGAGAACGGCAGCGUCAAGCUCUCGUUUAUCGGACAGUGGCCCAACGUUGACCGACAUGUCGACUCGAAAAUGUGCAACAACAUGUAUACUGCACCAGAAGUGAGCAGCAUCCAAACCGUGAACAGCGUCUCUGAUUGGUGGAGUCUCGGCGCUAUUAUUUUCGAGCUGUUGACUGGCAAGACUCUGCUAAGCUGCCACCCUGGAGGAAUCCAUAGUCACUCUAUUCUAAAUUUCCCUGAUUGGAUUUCUGCUGAGGCUAAUUCACUUCUUACAGAGCUGCUGAAGGCAGACCAGUUUGAACGGUUGGGCUGUGGAAGUCAAGGUGUUGAGAAUUUAAAAAGUCAUCCAUUUUUCAAGAACGUUGACUGGGAGGCAUUAAUGCAACAUGGUAUGAGGAUGUUCAGUCUGACGUAAAUCUCACGGAUAAUUUUUAGUGGGAAAAACCAUUCCAUAGAUCAUAUUAUGUCAAUCCCUUCCAUUGUUGUUGUUUAUUCAUGGACCAUUUGGGUCCCUCUAGUCCCUCCAUCACGAAAAAAUCAGUUAUUACCUAUAAAAUUAUAGCAACCCAUGUCUAGUCUACCAGAAAGAGCAAUUAUUUAUGGUAAACUGUGUUAGUGUCGACAAUAUGUAUUUAACCUGUAUUUGUUAGAAAGUAUUCCACGAAGUAGAGGUACACUAUAUACCUUCUUAUUUAUGUGUAGAUGAACGUUAAUUCUUCCAAAUAGUUACACCUCUCAUCAUUCCUGACAUGAACUACUACAACUUGUUUUGUUAAGAGAAAUCAAAGAUUUUUUAAUAUCACGGUUGUCUAGUCAUGAUUAUCGAUUAAUUCAAGAUUAAACCUUCCUUGUUUCCAUCAA
Messenger RNA from Cloeon dipterum, 3128 nucleotides. RefSeq names its product ribosomal protein S6 kinase delta-1. NCBI's taxonomy places the organism in Eukaryota, Metazoa, Arthropoda, Insecta, Ephemeroptera, Baetidae. Gene Ontology annotation, biological process: protein phosphorylation. The record is from RefSeq and is a predicted model, not a curated record. Gene Ontology annotation, molecular function: phosphatidylinositol binding; protein kinase activity; ATP binding. Bases 196 to 2682 code for a protein of 828 amino acids. The transcript has 14 exons.